GCACCUGGCGGACACGCCGCCUCGGUCGGGAGUGACAUCCAAUUCGCAGAUCCUAUAAACGGUCUGUGCCCUGGAUUGCUGACAUUCCCAGCCUUAUGCCUCCUUAAAUCUGUCGCAAUUUUUCUCAAAUCACAAUUACAUGCGGCUUUGAGAGUCGCGUGACUAAAACCAGACCUUCUAGGGUGGAUCUAUGGUGUAAUGCUACCCUUGCUAUGUCGACGGUAAUGUGGUGGGAUCCAUCUCGGAUUGAAGCGACUGUCACUCGUCCGUUUGUCUGCUCACACCUCCUGCCUGACGAGAUAAUACGGUUGGAUUUACCAUUGGGUUUUGGCGAUGGGCUGACCGAUGGAACUUACUGGGAAUGGAUUGACGAAAAGGCUAAACGCAUAUUCCUCAUCCUUUCAGAUCUAGGUGUACCAGAUCAGAUCUUCGGACUUAUUGACGAUAGUUGGGACGACGAUGACCUCCCUGUUCCACUGGACCAGAUCGAACGACUGGCACUUACACCUACUAGGGAUGACAAGAUCGAAAAGAGGUUCUAUUCCCGCCAGUUCCACUACCUGCUCAAGUUUAUCGAAAAAGGAGACUAUGUAAUCUACGAAGAUCCUGAGGUAGUGCCACUUAACGUGGAUAAACGCACUGGAUUAAAUAUCGGUACUGCUGUCGAUAGGGUUGAAUUGCCAAAUAGGCCUGGCGAGGCUUUCUCGCGGCGUCGCAUUCCUGUCGGGACUGGACCUGGGUUUCUGACGGGAGAGGAAUUUCUCUAUGAGAUCAACAAGGCGAAGAAUCUCGAGAACAUCCACCUCGCAUCUUACUAUGGCUCAUAUGUCCAUCAAGGUUUCGCUUACGUCCUCUUCUCACUUCCAAGCGACUUCAGCCUCAAAUCUCUUCUGGUAACCCAGCCAAGCUCGGUAAAAUCGCUGGCCAAGCAAGAUCGACGCCGUCUUCUCAUGAACUGGAUUCAUUGCCUCGUUGACGCUCUCUGCUAUCUUCACAUACGAGGCCUAUCGCAUGGCAACAUCAAGCCUUCGACUGUUCUUUACAAUGCCGACAACCAUGUUUUUUACGCAGACAUAAGCCGUCUAAGCGUAGAGGCGAUAGCUAACACUUCGGACAAAUCGACGUUUGACAAGGAGGCUUACGAUUACGCGGCCCCUGAACAAUGGUAUCGCCCGUCAGCUUCACACUCCGGCCCACAACGGAGGAGUACCCUUGUCGGCUCCUCAACGUCAACGUCAACAUCAUCGGAUAAUUCGACGUUCUCCAUUAACCGAGGAGGGUCGGAGAGCCUAAACCCCGUCUCGAUGCUACACUCGCCAACUCCCUCUCUCAAUCCUCAAGCAGUCGACAUCUUCUCACUAGGUUGUGUGAUACUCGAGCUACUAAGUUUUCUAAUGAAACGCCAAACUCGGAACUUCGCAUCACAUCGAGCGGCGAAGCAUAAGCAAGCCGGACGGGGAGGUGCAGUGUUGGAUUCUUCGUUCCAUAAGAACAUCGGACAGGUCGAAUCCUGGAUGGUUGGCCUCGCAAAGGACGCAUCGAAGAAAGACGACCAGGUGUUCCGUGGUGUUGGACCUAUGUUGCAGGUGGUUGCGCGAAUGCUCUCGAUUGUCCCACAAGACAGGCCUACGGCCCAGGAGGUUGAGCAAAGCACGUACAAGAUCCUGACGGAGAACUGCCUGAUCGCCGAGCCACACUGUGUUCACCAAUAUGGCGGCUGGGACUUUGGGUUCAGCAAUCUGAGCAUUAGCAGAGGAGGUGAUAACUUUAAUAUCUCGACAAGACGGCAGAGUGGGUCGGCGAGACCGAGUUCCCGGCUAGGAUCUGUAGGAUCUGGGUCAUAUCGGCCACUAAGUAGCAGCUCUAUACAGGAGAGAGAUAUGGCCAGCGGUAGCAGCUCACAAGCUAUGCAGAACGCCCGAGUAAAUAAGGUGCGCAACUGGCAGGCUCACAUAUACGCAGGUAACCACGACGGUUCCCCAAAUACUAAUCUGAUGUAGAGGGAGAACUGACGUCCUGACGUAUGAUGACAGAAACGACAAGCUUCGGAUGAUCUUGGGCAUUGGAGGACAUAAAAAGUUGGGAAGGCUAUCUAUUAGUAUAUAAGGCAUAGGAGUUGUGGGAAUCUUGGAUUCGAUAUCGGCGAAAAUAUCUCGGUGGUAACUUGUGGUUAUACUCUCUUGUUAAGGGGGAAGACGAAGGGUGAAGGGCGCUCGCUACUUGAUAUAUCGCAUAACUAGGUCGUGGAUGACCGGAGAUGGACUCGUUUCAUUUGGAGGGGGAUGUACCUAAGAUAAAUCGAAAUUAAGAUCUUACGCGGACUUUACUUAUGACCAACGCCACAUGUUAUAAUGGGUUUAGCUGUUGAUACACAGCAUACGGCAUAUGCUUAACUUGAUAGAGAUACUAAGAGUAGACCUGGAAUUAAGAUGGUUCUGGUUACUGGGUACCUAUUGUUAGCUUUUACUUUAGUUGUAAUUUUAUUAUGGCUUUGCUAAUGUAGUCCAAGUCUGAAAGAAAUGG
Annulohypoxylon maeteangense is the source of this 2523-nucleotide messenger RNA. RefSeq names its product kinase-like domain-containing protein. Gene Ontology annotation, molecular function: ATP binding; protein serine/threonine kinase activity. The coding region runs from base 213 to 2000 and encodes 595 amino acids. Gene Ontology annotation, biological process: protein phosphorylation. The transcript has a single exon. Gene Ontology annotation, cellular component: cytoplasm. The record is from RefSeq and is a predicted model, not a curated record. Lineage: Eukaryota; Fungi; Ascomycota; Sordariomycetes; Xylariales; Hypoxylaceae.